Messenger RNA from Panonychus citri (citrus red mite), 1903 nucleotides. Its product is annotated as solute carrier family 2, facilitated glucose transporter member 1-like. Lineage: Eukaryota; Metazoa; Arthropoda; Arachnida; Trombidiformes; Tetranychidae. Bases 125 to 1675 code for a protein of 516 amino acids. Gene Ontology annotation, biological process: monosaccharide transmembrane transport. The transcript has 3 exons. The record is from RefSeq and is a predicted model, not a curated record. Gene Ontology annotation, cellular component: membrane. Gene Ontology annotation, molecular function: hexose transmembrane transporter activity.
AAAGGAAAAGGAUCUUCCGUUAGAUUGAUUAAUUGUUGUUGGAAAAUAUUAGAACUUUUUUUUCUUCGAGUGUUCGAAACUAAUCACUGGACAUAACCUGGCGAAGCGACCGACGUUCAUCGAAAUGGAUGAUCUUCGACUUUCGGAGACCGCUUAUCUAAAUGUACCAGAGCGGGAUAAAAGUCCAUCCCCGGCGGAUUCCGUUGCAUCCUCGAUCAGUGAUAUAUCCACUUUACCGAUAACCGGAAGGAGAAGAGAUCAUGGGGGUGUAACAAGUCGUCUUAUGUUUGCAAUAGCCGCCGGUGCCAUUGGAUCAUCGUUUCAACAUGGUUAUAACACUGGUGUCACCAAUAUUCCUCAAAAGAGAAUCGAAUCUUGGAUUAAUUCAACUUAUGUUGGCCGUUUCUCUGAACAUCCAUCUUUACAAACCAUUUCUUUAAUCUUCUCUUUUCUUUCAUCCAUCUAUUGUGUUGGAGGAAUGGUCGGUGCCCUGUCAACUGCUUAUUUUGCUACAAAAUUUGGACGAAAAGGAGGUCUACUUGUCAAUAAUAUAUUUCUUGUUAUUGGAAUUAUUUUAAACUGUCUUGCUAAGCCCUUCGGCUAUUAUGAGCUAAUGAUUGUUGGCCGUUUCUUUGUUGGCAUUAACUCUGGUAUGGCUGCAGGUUUAGCACCAAUGUAUUUAACUGAAAUAUCACCAACCAAUUUGAGAGGAGCUGUUGGUACAAUGUAUCAAUUGAUUCUUGUAAUUUCCAUUCUGGUGGCUAAUGUUCUUGGAUUUGAAAGUAUCAUGGGAUCGGAAACUCUGUGGCCCUACCUGUUCGCUAUUCCGUUGAUUCCAAUGAUCUUUAUGUUUGUCACACUUCCACUUUGUCCAGAAUCACCCAAAUACGUUUUGAUUGUCCAGAAAAGAGAAGGUCUUGCCGCUAGUGGUCUAUCAUGGCUUCGAGGUACCCUUGAGAUUCACGACGAACUUGAAGAGAUGAGGCAAGAAGCUGCAUCAAUCGCACUUGUACCGAAAGUAUCUUUCAUGGAUAUGUGGCGAAAUCCAAUCUACCGUCAACCCAUGUUCAUAUCUAUUGUGGUUAUGUUAAGUCAACAAUUUUCUGGUAUCAAUGCGGUCAUCUUUUAUUCAACCAAAAUCUUCCAAGAUGCUGGUCUCGAUGGUAUGAAAGCAACUUAUGCCACUCUUGGUAUGAGUGUUAUCAACACCGCAAUGACCUUGGUCUCUCUUAUUCUUGUCGAGAGAGCCGGAAGAAGAACCCUUCAUCUUGGCGGUUUAAUUGGUAUGCUUUUUACCACAAUCAUUUUAAGUAUCUCCAUCUCCAAUGGAUCCAUAGCUUUCUGGAGAUUUGUAAGCAUUGUCAUGGUUCUCGCUUUUGUGAUAAUGUUUGCCGCUGGACCAGGAUCAAUCCCAUGGUUCUUAGUGGGUGAACUAUUUGGUUCAUCAGCUCGAGGAAUGGCCACUAGUAUUGCAGUCUGUGUUAAUUGGUCAGCUAACUUUCUAGUCACUGUUGGUUUCUUGCCUUUAAGUAAUGUCAUGGGACCUUACGUAUUCUUGAUUUUCACCGUUUUAUUAGGAAUCUUCUCAGUUUACACUUACUUCAAGGUGCCCGAGACAAAAGGAAAAUCAGCUGAAGAGAUCGCAGCUCUGUUUCGUCAAAAAUCAUACCAGUAGUAAUAAUUAAGCUAAAGGAAAAAAAAAUAAACAGCAAACUAAUCAAGCAAACAAAAAGCAGCAAAAAGUUUGAGGUGUUUUAAAUACAACAUUUAACAAGAGAAACAAAAACAACAUUAAACAUUGUAAAUUAUCUUAUCUUCUAAAAAAAAAGAGUAACAUUGGAGAGUCAUUUUUUUUGGAAUUUUAUUGUCUUAUUAUAAAUAUAAUAGUAAUUUUACAUUUCAA